AUGCUGACCCUAAAUGCCGUGGUCGCCAUCGCCGCGUCCGCUGCGGCCUUUUUUGUCGUUCUUGGAGUCGUGGUGGUUGUGGUUUGGGUUCGAGUCCGGAAAGAACGACAUGCGAUGAGAAUGCUUGGUCUCAAAGAGGGAGACAAUCCUCGCAGCGUCAAAACUUAUAAUGCGGACACCUUGACUGAGCUCUCUCAUCAAGAGGGAAGUGUGUUGAGGGCUCAUGGACAGCUGCCAUACGGAAAACCGUCCGAAUGGGGUAAAUUGGAAUCACGGGAGACUCUUUUACGCCCAAACCGCGAACCUGAAUCCUCCUGGCCUCUCAUGGAGAGGGCAAGAUCGCUUCGUAAUUCGAUUCGCAGGGCCAGAUCGAAACGCUUCACCAAGGGUGGGCUUCGGCGCAUGGGAUCAAUGGCUACCGUUAGCGAGAUGAUGCCCAGCCCAACGAGGAGGUCGAAAGACGAUAUCCCUCUAUCUGCUGUUGAGGGAAUCUUGGAGCUACCAGCAGAGCGAACCCCGCGACAAACGCCAGAAAUUCCCAGAGAAGAACAGGGUUUCCAUCUAGGAAUGCGGCCCAUGUCUCCUGCGUCUGCUUGGCCUCCUCCAGCCCAGCAACAGCGCGUAUUCCCUGUAUUGGACAACAUUAUCUCGCAAGAUCUGUUUGACCCACCUCCAAUGAUCUUCGAGGAGUCGCCCACUCGAAUUCGCCGCGGGAGUAUCGUCAGUCAAACUGCAGGACAUGUCCCAGACCAGUCUAUUCCUCCUCCGCCACCUCCAGCCGCGUUUCCCCAGGAGCGGUUCAGCUACUUGCGAAACGACUCGUUUAUGCGUCUGUCUUCAAUGAGUCUUGACACAACCAACAGCUCAAUUCUGGAUGAUGGUAGAAAUGGGCCACGGUCUGCUGACACCGACCUCACCUCGCCCACCUUUCCAUCAGGUGGCACAUUUGUCCCUUUUAGCGCCAAUGAUGUUGGUGUUAAAAAUGGCCGCCGGAGUUUCAUCGCUGCCAACACCUCAAUGCCACCCAAUUUCCUCACGCGCUCCUCGUCGAGCGCUGAUGGUCAAAGGAAGACGUCGGGAGAAGCUAUGUCGCCCCGUCGCAGCAUGACUACAGCGUCUCGAAACCCAAGCAAUGCAAGCAAUCGUUCUAACGCUCUGCCUCGCCGCAGUGAAUCUCUGUCAUCAACCGCUCCGCAGAGGAACUCGUCACUUCGUGUUGGAGCCCCAGGGUCAAUGGCAGCAUAUCAGAAUGGCAACAGGACCUCUUGGCGAUCACCUACCCCAAAUUUGGCGCAUGCACCACACCUCGGCCAAUUCCAGCAGCCACCCCCGGGCUACGAGAGUGAGCAAUUCGACAAUGAUCCAUUCUAUGGAGGCUCCCCAGCUUCCAAUGGCACGCUAUUCUCUGUCGGUUCUCCCAGUCAGCCACCUACUUACAUGCCGCAAAGUCCGAUGCAACGCUCAUCGCUUUCCAUCAAGGGACCACUCCCAUCAGCGCUCAAAGGUUCCAAUUCGCAGCGGAAGAGCAAGGGACACAGACGCCAGAACUGCGUUCGUAUCUCAAUUCAUCCGCCCAUGACUUUCGGAGGCCCGGCCUUCGUUCCUACUGUGGAGGAGGAACCUGAAGAUCUGGAUGCCAUGGAAGAACUAGAUCUGCGUGAAAGUGCCAUCAAUGGCACAUCAAAAUCGCAGCCCUCCAUAUCUACGAAUUCGCCAUCUCCCCUGCCCCUUUCGAAACGUGGAAGUGGUAGUCGUCGUACAAAACCAGUGAUUUCAGCACCAAGCUCACUCGGUCCUUUGGCUGAAGAGCCGCAACCUACAUUGCAUACUCGAACUCCGUCUAAAAAACGAAAGAAGGCUCCCACCGACAACCCAGAUGAUACGCCCGUCCUCGCCCCCAAAAGUCACGCUUUACCUGGUAUCUUCACCUCUCUCCCUCCCGCCCGUGAGGUAAAUCUUUCUCAUACACCUUCACCUGAUCGAGAACCGACAGCCUGGGCAGUUUGCGAAGUUCCAUCCCCAACAACCCUCGAGAACUCAUCCGGGAUCAGCACUGGAAGCCCUCGACGCCCACCUCUCAAAGGACCGCGCACGCAACCAGGCAAGCCAAGCCGCAGGAACUCGACACAAGCUCCACACCCGAAGACUACUGAGCCAUUGAUGGGACCUACCUCAUCUGCAGGUCUCCCACUAAUCACCGGCACCCAGGGCAGCGACUGGCGAAAGGCAACAGAGUCACCGCGUCGCACAGAAACAGACACAAUCAACGGGUCAUUCCGGAGGAACCGCGACUCACAAGGCUCCCUAGACAGCGGCCUCGAUUCAUCAAUGCGUCCUAUCUCACCCGUCUACGGCUCCAAAUGCUCCACCGUACGCGACAAGGUGACUAUCUGGGAAGAUGCCAAUCGCAGCGCAUCACCGCCCAAGCUCGCCGCGACGCAAUUCGGAGCAGGAUAUACCUUCCAACUCGAUACCAAUCUCUCGCCUACGCAUGCCAAAAGUAGUGUCCCGCGGUCACUUUCUAAGAGUGGAUAUCAAUCGCCUGUCCGCAUUUCUGGGCGUGCGCCACCAACCCCGACAUCUGCGCGGCGUGGUAUGACGACUCCUAAUGGAAAGGGACUUGGGAUUGGGGUUACCUGUGCGACGCCGGUCAGUCUUUAUGAUGGCGAUGGGUUCUUGAAGGAGUAG
Messenger RNA from Penicillium daleae, 2688 nucleotides. RefSeq lists its product as uncharacterized. The record is from RefSeq and is a predicted model, not a curated record. The transcript has a single exon. Bases 1 to 2688 code for a protein of 895 amino acids. Lineage: Eukaryota; Fungi; Ascomycota; Eurotiomycetes; Eurotiales; Aspergillaceae.